CUGCCCGGCCCGGAGGAGGGGAGAGCAGCAGGUUCUGGCGUGGAACUACUAGAGGAAAAACAACUUUUUCGUAUUAUACAAGCAAAAUUUAUUCAUUAUAGAAAAUUAGAAAAGUGAGUUUUUCCGUCACUCAGAUGUAACUUAGGUCUGUGUUUUUCUGGUCUUUUUUUACAAGUAUAUUUCUCUUAUUAAAACAAUUCCAUCUCCACUCAAUGUAGUUAUUUUUUCCACCCCUUAAAAUGAAAGCCUGUUUUCGUUAUUUAGUUAUUUAUUUUUUGUGAGGAGGACUAGCCCUGAGCUAACAUCAGGUGCCAAUCCUCCCCUUUUUUCUUUGAGGAAGAGUGGCCCUGAGCUAAUAUUUGUGCCUAUCUUCCUCUACUUGAUAUGGAACGCUGCCCCAGCGUGGCUUACCAAGUGGUGCGUCAGUGCAGGCCUGGGAUCCGAACCUGUGAAUCCCGGGCCUCUGAAGCAGAGCGCAGGCACGUACUUAACCGCUUGCGCCACCAGGCUGGCCCCUGUUUCGUUAUUUUUGAUGGCUACAUAGUAGUUUGUUGCGUGGCAGUGCUGUGAUUUGUUCCCGUAAACGGAUAUUUAUUUUCCUGGUUUUUAACUCAAACAAUGUUGUGAUGAACAUCCUUGAGGCCAAAUCUUUGUGGGUACCUGGGAUGAAUUCUCACAAGCAGACUGCUGGGUCAAGUGGAUGUUUUUCAGGGUUUUGACAUGUGUGGCUGAUACCCAGCAACGGGUUCACUCUGCUCACUGCGAUCUGAGCCCAUUAAUCGCAACAAAUUAGGAAUCGACAAAGAAAGUUUUAAUUCGAUUAGCCAGCAUAACUGGGAAGAUGGCAGACUAAUGUCUUAAAAAAUCAUCUUCAAGGAUUACAGAAUCUUGAGGCAGUUAUAUAGGGAAAAUGGGCAGUAAGGAGGGGGUCCAGGGAUGUUGGGCUCCAGGCAUCUCAUUGUUCCAUUCUUCUGUCAGCUGUGGUGGAUACCUUGUAGGUGUAUUUUCCGCCUGUGGUCAGCCUGUUCCUGGAGAGAAACUCAUAGAACAAAGUUUUAAUUCAUCAAGCUGUAGGGGAGUACCUGGCAGAACUCGAGGCUCGGAAGCUGCUGGGCCCCCGAAAAAGAAGAGGAAUAACGCGCAGAAGAAACCCCACGCGCGGGAGGAGGAGGCUGCGGAGCCUCAGGCCCAGGCCCUGGGGGAGAAGUCACCGGCCGCUUCCGGGGCCAGGAGGCCAGUGACAGCCAAGGAGGAGGAACCCUCCAGCUCCACAGGGGCCCCUGCGGAUGGCUUGACCACAGAGCCUGACUCCGUCUUUGCCCUGGACGUUCUGCGGCAGCGGCUGCACGAGAAGAUCCGGGAGGCCCGGGGCCAGGGCAGCACCAAGGAGCUGUCUCCCGCCACUUUGGAGAGAAGACGCCGGAGGAAGCAGGAGCGGGACCGGAGGAAGAGGAAGCGAAAGGAGCUGAGGGCACAGGAGAAGGCGGCGAAGGCCAAGGAGGCUGCAGGGACUGCCAAGCCGCCCCCUGAGGCGCCCAGCGAGGAGGCACAGGGGCAGCCCGGGCUGCUCUUCAACAAGGUGGAGGUGAGCGAGGAGGAGCCGGCCAGCAAGGCCCAGCGCAGGAAGGAGAAGAGGCGGGAGCUGAAGGGGAACCUGACGCCGCUGACGGGCAAGAACUACCGGCAGCUGCUGGAGCGCCUGCGGGCGCGGCAGGACCGGCUGGAGGAGCUGCGGGGCCAGGACGAGGGCAAGGCCCGGGAGCUGGAGGCCAAGAUGCGGUGGACCAACUUGCUGUACAAGGCCGAGGGCGUGAAGAUCCGCGACGACGAGCACCGGCUGCAGGAGGCCCUGAGGCGCAAGGAGAAGCGGCGCGCCCAGCGGCAGCGCAGGUGGGAGAAGCGCACGGCCCACGUGGUGGAGAAGAUGCAGCGGCGGCAGGACCGACGGCGGCAGAACCUGCGCAAGAAGAAGGUGGCCAAGGCCGAGCGGCGCCUGGAGAAGGCCCGCAGGAAGGGCCGCAUCCUGCCCCAGGACCUGGAGCGCGCCGGCCUGGCGUGAGGGCCUGCGGCCUGGGACCCAGACCGCGCCCAUCCGGGCUCCAGGAGAACUUCCACGUCGGGUGAUGCUGGGCGGCCCCGUCUGUGCAGACUCAGCUGCUCCGUGCAAAGUGGACACUCACCGCACAGCCUUGUUGUGAGGGCCCCUGUCUCCUGUGCGAACGAGAGCGUUGUUGAGGUCAGGGGCCCAGAUCCUUCAGACCUGGGGAGGGGGCGAACCAGAUCUGGGCUCCAGCCUCUUCUUGUGCAGCCAGAAAGCUGUCCGAGAGUUUGCAGGGUGAGGGACAAAGGAGCGGUGUGGAGGAUGUGGGGGUUGGGGGCUCUUCACCGGCCCUUUCUUGGCAGUGUCUGGUCCCGUGCCCGCCCCCUGCCAGUUCACAGGGGCUGGAAGAGAACGGCCUUUGUGACUGCCCGUGUCAGUCUAAACCUCACUUGGAAGGGAUAAAGAUCCAACUCCUGUAGCCCAGGCCAAAGGUGGAAUUGACGGGCUCGGGUAACUGGGAGAAGGUGGGGCCAACCUCAUGGUGACUGGAAUUGAAGUAUUCCAAGUUUAUUUGUAAGAAGGGUAAAAAUUAGAAUUCAAGUUAAACAUGCACAUUAAAAAUUCUAAGAUCACCACUGGACAGAAACUGUAAACUAAACUAGGAGGAAGGAAGAAAUGGAAUGGGGUGGGAAGACACCAGUGUAGAAGAAAGCAGGAGAGAAAGAACAAAACCUAGACCUCAGCCAGGUGAGUGGAAGAGAAAGUAAGAUGGAGGAUUAAAUCCAAAUUGAUGAAACUCAGAUGAGUUUUAUGGGAUGUGAAUUAUAUUUCAAUAAAGCCAUUGAGAAAAUU
Messenger RNA from Diceros bicornis minor, 2893 nucleotides. It is a transcript of the gene SURF6, whose product is annotated as surfeit 6. The record is from RefSeq and is a predicted model, not a curated record. Lineage: Eukaryota; Metazoa; Chordata; Mammalia; Perissodactyla; Rhinocerotidae. Gene Ontology annotation, cellular component: nucleolus. Gene Ontology annotation, biological process: ribosomal large subunit biogenesis; ribosomal small subunit biogenesis. Gene Ontology annotation, molecular function: DNA binding; RNA binding. The coding region runs from base 911 to 2059 and encodes 382 amino acids. The transcript is spliced from 5 exons.